Messenger RNA from Hydra vulgaris (swiftwater hydra), 968 nucleotides. Its product is annotated as programmed cell death protein 10. NCBI's taxonomy places the organism in Eukaryota, Metazoa, Cnidaria, Hydrozoa, Anthoathecata, Hydridae. Gene Ontology annotation, biological process: regulation of Golgi organization; positive regulation of MAP kinase activity. Gene Ontology annotation, cellular component: FAR/SIP/STRIPAK complex. The record is from RefSeq and is a predicted model, not a curated record. Gene Ontology annotation, molecular function: protein kinase binding.
UUCCAUAUUAAUAAGAAAAGAUAAUCAAACCCGUCUACUAUUGUCGUGUUAACUAUGAAAUUUUCUUAAUUUAAUUUGAGAACGAAAGCCAGACAACUUUUAUUACCAUCUUUAAAAAAUUUUUAAAGUUAUUUUUACGGUUUACAGAGCAGAAAUAAACAGAAAUUCAAAUAUUCUGGAUAGAUUGUUGUAAGAGGUUUUAUGCAACAUAAUCAUGGCACAAACACCGUCAGAUGAAUCAAAUACUGUACCUAACUUGGCUCUGCAUUCUAUUAUCAAACCUGCUCUAAAAGCACUCGACAAUGAAGGUGCUCGAAAGGACCUGAAAUCUUCAAUUCAGAAUCUAAUCAAGGCGUUUGAUGUGGCAGAGGAAUCAAUUCCAGGUAUCAGUCAAGAAAUCCUAGCUGGGAUCCUUAGAGCUGAUGGUUGUUCAAUGAACAUUAAUGAGGUGUUGCUGAGAUGCUCAUAUGCUGAUAAUGAAGAUUUUCAAAUUGAGCGGCAGGAACCAGAAUUCAAAAAAUUGGAGCAUAAAGCAAACGAACUAAAAGCAAUACUUGGAAAGAUACCUGAAGAAAUUCAAGAUAGAUCAAAGUUUCUCCAAACAAUCAAGGAUAUUGCUAGUGCAAUAAAGGAGCUUCUUGACUCAGUUAAUCAUGUUUUAAAGACUUAUCAAGAUCAAGGAAGAGUAAAAGAAUAUAGAAAAACUUUGGAACAAAACAAGAGAGAGUUUGUCAAAUACUCCAAAAGUUUUAGUGACACUCUGAAACAAUAUUUCAAAGACGUAAAACAAGACAGCGUGUUUUUAAGCGCUAACUCCCUCAUUAACCAAACAAACAAUAUCCUUAUAGUCUUUCGUAUGGUUGGGCGAGAUUAGAAAUAUAUUAUAAAUUGUAAAUACUUGGAUUUUAACAACUGUUUAGUGUAGAAUUCUUUUGUUAUUUAAUUUUGAACUAUUUUUUAGAAAUGUA